AUGAACCUGAAGAAGUAUUUCAUUCGAGCACUGCACCGUCUCCAGAAAGGCCCUGGCUACACCUACAAAGAGCUGCUGGUCUGGUACUGUGAUAACACCAACACGCAUGGCCCCAAACGCAUCAUCAGAGAGGGGCCAAAGAAGAAGUUCAUCUGGUUUUUCUUAACUUUGCUCUUUGCAUCUCUGGUCUUCUGGCAAUGGGGUAUCCUCAUUAACACCUACCUCUCCUAUAACGUCACUUCAUCGCUCUCAAUUGGAUUUAAGACUAUGAAGUUCCCAGCAGUCACAGUCUGCAAUGCCAACCCUUUCAAAUACUCAGAAGUGAAGCAUCUCCUGAAAGAAUUGGACAAGCUCAUUGAGGCAGCUCUGGAAAGGAUCCUGCAGCCCGCGCAAGGGGACACCACCCUGCCGCUGCCGCUGAACAGCAGUGAGAACAUCUCCGAGACGCUGGACCUGAGGCUGUGGAACCAGAUACCUCUAGUCCUCAUUGACGAGCAUGACAGAGAUCACCCUGUCAUUGUGGAUGUCUUUGAGACCAACCAGACUGGCCCAGGCAACCAAACCGCUACUUUUCCUGUCCCGUCCAACAGAACGUCAGAAGAAAAAAAGUACAAACUGGCAGUGAAACUGUGCAGCCAUCAGGGCUCCAACGACUGCAUCUACAGGAACUUCACCAGCGCGGCGCAGGCGGUGACGGAGUGGUACAUUCUGCAGUCCACGAGCAUCCUCUCCAAAGUCCCGCUGCAGGAGAGAAUUAGGAUGGGCUACCAAGCGGAGGACAUGAUCCUCGCGUGUCUCUACGGGGCCGAACCCUGCAACUACAAGAAUUUCACCCAAAUCUAUCAUCCAGACCAUGGGAACUGCUACAUCUUUAACUGGGGCAUGGAUGAGGAGGCUUUGAAUUCUUCCAACCCUGGAGCUGAGUUUGGGCUGAAGUUAAUUCUGGACAUCAGCCAGCAAGACUAUAUCCCCUACCUGUCAUCAGCUGCUGGGGCUAGGCUAAUGCUGCAUCAACAGAAGAGUUUCCCAUUUCUUAAGGAUCAGGGCAUCUAUGCAAUGGCUGGGACGGAAACCUCUAUUGGCGUAUUAGUGGAUGAGCUGGAACGAAUGGGCUAUCCCUACAGUGACUGCACUAUGAAUGGGUCUGAUGUCCCAGUAAAAAACCUGUAUAGUGAAUAUAAUACUUCCUACUCCAUACAGGCUUGUCUGCGCUCUUGUUUCCAAAAUCGCAUGGUUGAAAACUGUGGAUGUGGUCACUAUAUGUUUCCUUUACCUGAAGGGGUAAAUUAUUGCAAUAAUGAAGAUAACCCAGGUUGGGCAUAUUGCUAUUCAUCACUAAGAUCAAGUAUAAGAGACAGACAGUUUUGUAUUGACUCUUGUAAGGAAACAUGCAAUGACACGCAAUAUAAAAUGACCAUCUCUAUGGCAGAUUGGCCGUCUGAAGCUUCAGAGGAUUGGAUUUUCCAUAUUUUGUCUUAUGAAAGGGAUCUGUCAACAAAUGUGACCCUGGACAGAAACGGAAUCAUCAAGCUGAACAUUUACUUCCAGGAGUACAACUACCGAACAAUCUCGGAGUCUGCUGCCACCACCAUCGUUUGGCUGCUGUCAAGCCUGGGAGGCCAGUUUGGGUUCUGGAUGGGGGGCUCCGUGCUGUGUCUCAUCGAGUUUGGAGAGAUCAUCAUCGACUCUCUGUGGAUCACCAUUAUCAACAUCAUCAGCUGGUGCAAGGGCCUGAAGCAGAAACGAGCCCAGGCCCGGUACCCAGAUGCACCUCCCACGGUGUCGGAGCUGGUGGAAGCUCACACGAACUUUGGGUUCCAGCAUGAAGACACCAGUCCCAUUCCCAGAAGUGAAAUGCAUCUCAGUGAGGUGCUGCCCCCGGAGCCUGGCACCCCCCCACCUAACUAUGACUCACUGCGUGUUCAGCCUCUGGAUGUCCUUGACUCGGAGAGCGAUGCAGAAGCUGAGUGAGCGCUGCACCCCGUUACCUCCUAAUGGCCGCUGAUGGCAGACCUGCUACCGCUGUGCUUCAUUAACUGAGCAAUGUUCUACUCUAUCAAAAACAGGAAGGAACUAAGAAGCUCUCACUAUCCUCCCCACCCCAACGUAAAGCAUUCACUGUGAAGAGGCUCUGUCUAAUAAACCUGUAAUAAAUCUCAUGGAGCCAG
This is a messenger RNA of Rhea pennata, 2168 nucleotides long. It is a transcript of the gene SCNN1B, whose product is annotated as sodium channel epithelial 1 subunit beta. The coding region runs from base 1 to 1971 and encodes 656 amino acids. Gene Ontology annotation, molecular function: ligand-gated sodium channel activity. Gene Ontology annotation, biological process: sodium ion transmembrane transport. Gene Ontology annotation, cellular component: sodium channel complex; plasma membrane. Lineage: Eukaryota; Metazoa; Chordata; Aves; Rheiformes; Rheidae. The transcript has 12 exons. The record is from RefSeq and is a predicted model, not a curated record.